This is a messenger RNA of Trichechus manatus latirostris (Florida manatee), 979 nucleotides long. It is a transcript of the gene CCDC85B, whose product is annotated as coiled-coil domain containing 85B. Lineage: Eukaryota; Metazoa; Chordata; Mammalia; Sirenia; Trichechidae. The coding region runs from base 136 to 744 and encodes 202 amino acids. The record is from RefSeq and is a predicted model, not a curated record. The transcript has a single exon. Gene Ontology annotation, biological process: negative regulation of DNA-templated transcription. Gene Ontology annotation, cellular component: nucleus.
UAGCAGCGACAGCCUUGCUAUCUCGGUCACUGCUAGCCGCCCGCGAGCCGGAGCCGGAGCCCUAGCGGCGCUGGGCCGACGUGGGGCUCCUGGGCGGCGGCGGCGGCGGGCGAUGCUCCAGUGGUCUAAGCAGCAAUGGAGGCCGAGGCAGGCGGCCUGGAGGAGCUGACGGACGAGGAGAUGGCGGCGCUGGGCAAGGAGGAGCUGGUGCGGCGCCUGCGGCGGGAGGAGGCGGCGCGCCUGGCGGCGCUGGUGCAGCGCGGCCGCCUCAUGCAGGAGGUGAAUCGGCAGCUGCAGGGCCACCUGGGCGAGAUCCGCGAGCUCAAGCAGCUCAACCGGCGCCUGCAGGCUGAGAACCGCGAGCUGCGAGACCUCUGCUGCUUUCUGGACUCGGAGCGCCAGCGCGGAAGGCGCGCCGCGCGCCAGUGGCAGCUCUUCGGGACCCAGGCGUCCCGGGCGGUGCGCGAGGACCUGGGCGGCUGCUGGCAGAAGCUGGCCGAGCUGGAGGGCCGCCAGGAGGAGCUGCUGCGGGAGAACCUGGCACUUAAGGAGCUCUGCCUCGCGCUGGGCGAGGAGUGGGGCCCCCGCGGCGGCACCGGCGGCGCGGGGGGCUCUGGCCCCGGGCCGACCCCGGAGCUCACCCUGCCCCCCUGCGGGCCCCGCGACCUGGGCGAUGGAAGCUCCAGCACAGGCAGCGUGGGCAGCCCCGAUCAGUUGCCCCUGGCCUGCUCCCCUGAUGACUGAGGGCGCUGCUUCCUAGGCACCGGCGCCCUCCCGGAUUGCGCCCCGAGCGCCACGAUUGCGGUGGACCUCGGGACCGGAGCGCCGCCCCGGCUUCGCCCGAGGGGCGGCCUGCAUGGACUGAGAAACCCUGACACUGAAGAGAACCGCUCGCUUUCGCUGGUGGAGCGCAGGGAGGCUGAAACGGAGGGACUUGCUGGGGGCUGGGUGGGGGCUAAUAAACUGGGAUGGAAGCGGA